This is a messenger RNA of Thalassophryne amazonica, 743 nucleotides long. It is a transcript of the gene crybgx, whose product is annotated as crystallin beta gamma X. NCBI's taxonomy places the organism in Eukaryota, Metazoa, Chordata, Actinopteri, Batrachoidiformes, Batrachoididae. The record is from RefSeq and is a predicted model, not a curated record. The transcript is spliced from 6 exons. The coding region runs from base 40 to 684 and encodes 214 amino acids. Gene Ontology annotation, molecular function: structural constituent of eye lens. Gene Ontology annotation, biological process: visual perception; lens development in camera-type eye.
GCGUUCUGGGCCUCCACACGUUCUAUUUAAGGGGCUUUUAUGUGGCCCCGCAGAGCUGACAUGAACAUCUUUACUAAGAUCCCAGGAUUAGCCCAAAAGAACAGCAAGCUGGGUUCUGUGCUCCAACGUGCCUUCUACGGGUCCAGUGGAAGGGUGACCCUUUUUGAGCAGAGGAACUUCGCCGGCAGGCGGCUGGACCUGAGUUCAGACUGUCCGAGGCUCAGUGACAAGAACUACCCAGAGAGAUGCAACUCUGUGCAGGUGGAGAGCGGCGCAUGGGUCGGUUAUGAGCAUGAGAACUUCCGGGGUCGACAGUACCUGUGGGACAUGUCAGAGAGAGGCGAGUACAACUGCUGCGACAAGUGGUGUGCUCAGGUGGACCACAUCUCCUCCGUCCGCUCUGUCAGACAGGACAACAGCUCUGCCAGAGCUCAGCUGUUUGAGCGAGUUGGUUUUUCUGGGAAGAAGAUGGCGAUCCAGGAUGAUGUCCCCAACCUGAUGAACCGCUACAACCUCAACAGAGUGGCCUCCAUCCGCGUGCUGGGAGGAGCGUGGGUGGUGUACCAAGAGCCGAACUACAGGGGGCCUCACUACAUCCUGGAGAAACGAGACUACAACAACUUCUCAGACUGGGGCAGCCAGAGCAACACCGUGGGCUCCAUGCGGCGAGUCCGCUUCAGCUAAGACCCCGGCAAACACGUGGAACCUGUCAGCUUCACAAACUAUUUUACUAAUAAACAUUU